AUGGCGAUAGUCCUCCAGUCCAGCCCUCUGCUGUGGACACGGCUGGCCGCCCUGGCCUUCUCCUGCGUGGCCUUCUCUGUGGCCGUGCACGGCGCCAGACUCUACCACGGCACCGGGGACUGGUGCAUCUUCUGCUGGGCCUUCAGCUUCGCCGGCACCCUGCUGGUCAUCCUGGUGGAGCUGUUCGGCCUGCAGACCCGGGCCCCCGUUUCCUGGAAGAACUUCCCCAUCACCUUUGCCUGCUACGCCGCCCUCCUCUGCCUGUCCGCCUCCAUCAUCUUCCCCCUCUACUUCCUCAAGGGCUCCGCCGGCCAGAGCGAGGUCCGGGACUUCCGCAUCGUGGCGACGGUCUUCUCCUGCCUGGCCACCAUCGCCUACAUGACCGAGGUGAGCAUCAGCAAGGCGCGUCCGGGCGAGGUGGCCGGCUACAUGGCCACGGCCCCCGGCCUGCUGAAGGUCUGCGAGACCUUCGUGGCCUGCAUCAUCUUCGUGUUCAUCAGCGACCCGGUGCUGUACGACCGCCACGACGCGCUCAAGUACUGCAUGUCGGUCUACUGCAUCUGCUUCAUCCUGUCGGCGGCCAUCAUCCUGCUCUGCAUCGGCGAGUGCACGGGCUGCCUGCCCUUCCCGUUCGCCCGUUUCCUGUCGGCCUACGCCCUGCUGGCCGUGGUCCUCUAUCUGUCGGCGACCAUCGUCUGGCCCAUCUUCAACUUUCACCCCAAUCACGGCGGGACGAAGAACCGGCCGUACAGCUGCAGCAGCCAGAUGGGUUUGUGCGUGUGGGAUAAGCUGAUGGCCGUGGCCGUGCUCACCGCCGUCAACUUCAUCCUCUACCUGGCCGACCUCAUCUACUCCACCCGCCUCGUCUUCGUCAGCGCUUGA
Messenger RNA from Menidia menidia (Atlantic silverside), 882 nucleotides. The record is from the annotation of a GenBank genome assembly. Lineage: Eukaryota; Metazoa; Chordata; Actinopteri; Atheriniformes; Atherinopsidae.